Fukomys damarensis (Damara mole-rat) is the source of this 1815-nucleotide messenger RNA. RefSeq names its product leucine rich repeat containing 74B (gene Lrrc74b). The coding region runs from base 123 to 1112 and encodes 329 amino acids. NCBI's taxonomy places the organism in Eukaryota, Metazoa, Chordata, Mammalia, Rodentia, Bathyergidae. The record is from RefSeq and is a predicted model, not a curated record. Gene Ontology annotation, molecular function: protein binding. The transcript has 8 exons.
GGAGAGUCCGCCCACGUCUCCGGGCAGCGUCCGAGACGUGGCGACGCGCCGUCUCGGGUUUAGUGUAGGUGACUGCGAAAUGGGUGUAACUAUGGAGGAUCCUUGCGAGAACUCUGCAGAAAAUGAACAGGAGGAAGAGGCGAAGGCGGCCUCUGAGCAUUUUGCAGAGGUCGCGGAGGCCGAGAAGGGCUCGGACGCAGAUUCAGACUCUGACCUGGAGACAGAAGAAUGCUUCAGAGUUGAACCUGCAGCAUCGUGGCCUGGGGCCCCAGGGGGCCCAGGCUCUGGCUGUCAUGUUGACCUCCAAUCCCUACAUCAAGCGACUGGAUCUUCGGGAUAAUGGGCUCCUUAGGGCUGGUGCAGAGGCCCUGGCAGAUGUCUUGAGCAAAAACAGCAGCAUCUCUGAUGUGGACCUGUCGGAGAACCAGCUGGGAGCAGCAGGGGCCCAGGCCCUCUGUGCCGCCCUCACAGUGAACCAAGCAGUGCAGAAGAUGCAGCUGGCAGGGAACAGCCUGGAGGAGCAGGCAGCUAAGUACCUUGCUGAUCUCCUGCAGGUCCAUACAGGCCUGAAAUCCCUGGACCUCAGCUAUAACCAGCUAAAUGACCAAGCAGGAGAGACGCUUGGACCAGCACUGGCAGAAAACACAGGACUCACAGAGCUUAACAUGAGCUGGAAUCAUCUCCGAGGCCCAGGAGCUGUGGUGUUUGCCAGGGGGUUGGAGGCGAACAUCUUCCUGAAAGUCCUGGACAUCUCUUACAAUGGCUUUGGAGACCUGGGAGCCUUGGCUGUGGCUGAGGCCCUGAAGGCCAACAAUGUGUUGGAGGAACUCAACAUGAGCAACAACCGCAUCUCCGCAGCGGGGGCGCUGAGCCUGGGACUGGGCCUCCGGGUCAACCGGACUCUGAGGAUUCUUGUUGUGUCCAGGAAUCCCAUGCAAAGUGAAGGCUGCUUUGGUCUCCUCAAGUCCGUCCGGGACAAUCCAGCAUCUGCCUUAGAACUACUGGAUCUCUCUGUAAGAGCUUUGCAUACGCCUUAUCUCGGAUCGUCCAACAGCUCUGUGAGCUACUGUCAUCUCCGCUUGAGAGACAGAAAGUGGGGAUUAGAGGAGUAAAGUGCCCUGCCCAGUUACACCACAAGGCAGGGCCACUGUUCCGCCCCAGGCCUGAAUGUAGGGCACGAGGCUGCUUCCACUCUAGGCUGGUGGCUUCAUCGUGGUCUCUCUCGCCUGUGAAUACUUACGGUUCAAAUAAAACCCUUCGUAGGGUUCAGCCUGGUCUAUGUGAGAUGGGUCUGACGGACGCCUUCCAGGGGCGUUGUGAACACAGGACGAGAGCCGGGUGUGGUGGUGCACACCUCUGGUCCCACUUACUCGGGUAGCACAGGCAAAAGCGUUGAGUCCAGGAAUUCAAGGCCAGCAUGGGCAACACGGUGAGAUCUCCAUCUCAAACAAAAACACUUAAAUUACUUGAAACACAGAAUGAGAUGUUAGAAAGGGCUUUCAGAGAAAGAGCCAAUCAGUGCCAUCUCUCUUCUCCCCGACCCCUUUGUUUUAAUGUUUUUAUUAAUUUAAUUACUAUGCUAAAAAGUACACAUAGAUGAAGGCUUGAUUGCAAAUAGCAUAUAUAUACCUAUAUAAUGAGCCCCCAAAUCAAGAAAUAGAGCAUCCCCUAAAAGCUCCCCUUUUACUCCCAUUUUUAUCUCAGUUCUAAUAGAUUGUCACACCCAGGAAGCAAAUUUGAGCUUGUGUGUGCACAAGGAAAAAUAAUCAACUUCUUGGAGGAAAGUUUUCAUACACUGCCUUGUAAUGGGUUUUU